GUGUAGACUGCUAUUGUCCUGAUCGCCGUCUUUGAAGAAUUUAUUGAUUCUUUGUCUUCACUCUUGUUACUGUAUUUCGAUGAUCAUGGCUGCUGUAGCAGAUAUCACAGCACACCUCAGAAGGACAAUUAUAAGCUUGAGGAAUACAAGUGCUAUUGAGAAGUUUUGUAGAAUUCGAACCGUUUCAUCACUUUCUUCACAUUUCGUUUCGGCUGCCAGUGCCAGCGCUAGCGAGAGGAGCGGAAGCUCUGGCGGGGACCUGCCCGCGAGAGACCGAUCAAUCUUGGUGUUGCCGAGAAGCCCAAUUCAGGUUCCAUCUCAAACUCAAAGACGAUGUUUGCACUCGGUAUUGUCUUCCCAGCAUUUACAUCAUCCACCUUCAAAUGUUCAUAUACAUGUAUCCAGGGGCUUGGCUUCGAAAGCUCACAUGAAAUACAACAAGAGGAAAAAGGCACCAGUAGAUCAGUUUAAAGGAUUAGACCCUUCCCAGCCCAGAUUAGGGUUUGAAAAAGUCAAGGAAUUAGAAACAGCUAGUGAUACUGUUAAGAAAAUAUUCAGCUUGGAGUUUGGCACUGGGACUGAUUUGCAUAAGAUGAGGCGGAAGCUGACCCAGGAUGCCGUGAGAGAUAAACCAGAUGAGAAAGACGACUUGGCUGUUAAAAUUGCUACCAUCACUGAACACAUAAGGGCCUUGGCACCACAUGUGGAAAACAAUAAAAAGGAUUCUGUCAACAAAGUGCGUAUGCUGAAUGCAAUCGACCGACGGCGCAAGAUGCUCAAAUACCUGAGGAAGCGCAACUACGCGCGCUUCGAACGGCUCCUGCUGGAGCUCAACCUGACCUGGACUCCUCCGCCGGACUAUUACGUGAAAAAGACCAGGCGCUCCAUGGAGAAGAAAGCGGUCGUCAAGGAGGGCUAUAUGAAGAAGCAGCAAGCGCUGAAGGAGUUUGAGGAGAGAUGGAGGCAGGAGAAACUCCUGGAGAUUGCCAAGUUGAAGGAGGAUCUUGGGAAGGAGCUGACUGAGGAGGAGAGUAAUCUUUUGUUAAAGAGCAGAGAGGAGACAGCUCUAUAAAAAUAGGCCUAUACUCCUAGCAGAGAUAACGUGAAAGAUGAACUUCAUUAAAUGAUGAUGUGUCCUUGUGUAGAGCCACUUUAUGUCUGUCGGAUUUUGGCACCUUGUGCUUCACAAUUUGCACCCAGUUUUAAUUUACUGCUAGUGAAAUGAUUGUGAAGGACUGCUUUGCAAUAAGGGGGAAGACUCUGUAUCUCAGCCGAUGCGUCACAUUUGUAAUUGCUGAAACAGCCAAAGUAAGACUGCUCUGUGGUGAGACAGGUAUAUGUACAGUUCAAAGAAUUACCAAAAGUUGCAAUCUCUCAUUAGUAUCAAAUAAAAUAUAUAGGUGAAUUCAUUAUUUUUUUUUCUUUGUUUAAGGGAGGUUUUACUGGAAACAAUCCUUGUAAUAGUAUCAGCACAGUCUGUUCUUAGUUGCUUGAACAAAAACUCAACCGUUGGUAGGGGCUCAAUUAGCUGGAACCUAGAGUGGGGUCCUCCGAAAAUCAUUGGAAAUAAUUACCAUUCACCAGUGAAAUCUUAAAAAGACUGGAAAUUGACAGAUUUUUAGAUAAAACCAUUACCCUUUUUGUCAUCUCUUCCUCUGAGAUUUUCAUUGUAAUUACUUUAUUAUAAAAUAUCUGAUGUAAAAACAAAACAAAAAGUAAAGAAAACUGUAUUGUGAAGUUAGCCCCAAAUUUUACAAAAGAAAUAGAUUAAUAUAGUAAUAAAGUAUGCAUAAAAUGAUACAGUUUCAAUACUUACAUAUUCCUCUGAUUGAGGUGUGAAACAGGAAGAUUUCUUAUGUACUUGAAUGAUGAAUCCCUGCAAUCAUAAUUGUCUGUGCAGUGGAUGAUGAGUUUGAUAUUUUGCAUAAUUAUGGAUUUAUUAAGGAAAGAGAAAUAGCAUCCAUA
This is a messenger RNA of Lytechinus variegatus (green sea urchin), 1965 nucleotides long. RefSeq names its product 28S ribosomal protein S15, mitochondrial-like. Gene Ontology annotation, biological process: translation. The record is from RefSeq and is a predicted model, not a curated record. NCBI's taxonomy places the organism in Eukaryota, Metazoa, Echinodermata, Echinoidea, Temnopleuroida, Toxopneustidae. The transcript has 7 exons. Gene Ontology annotation, cellular component: ribosome. Bases 80 to 1072 code for a protein of 330 amino acids. Gene Ontology annotation, molecular function: structural constituent of ribosome.